Eriocheir sinensis (Chinese mitten crab) is the source of this 4476-nucleotide messenger RNA. Its product is annotated as protein O-linked-mannose beta-1,2-N-acetylglucosaminyltransferase 1-like. Lineage: Eukaryota; Metazoa; Arthropoda; Malacostraca; Decapoda; Varunidae. The transcript has 16 exons. Gene Ontology annotation, molecular function: beta-1,3-galactosyl-O-glycosyl-glycoprotein beta-1,3-N-acetylglucosaminyltransferase activity. The coding region runs from base 1103 to 3862 and encodes 919 amino acids. Gene Ontology annotation, cellular component: Golgi membrane. Gene Ontology annotation, biological process: protein O-linked glycosylation via N-acetylgalactosamine. The record is from RefSeq and is a predicted model, not a curated record.
UCUCUCCCUCCGUUAUCUCUCCUUCCUCCUCUUCCUCCUUUCACAUUCAUUUCACGUCCCAUCUCAUUCAGAAUCACCUGUAUAAUUUUAGUUAUCUCUCUGCCAUACUUAAAUUCUCGUAUUCCAGCAAUAUUUACGUGCAUUAGUUAAUCCAAAAGAGGAGGGCCAGUUAGCUAUUUCACAGUAGACUUAAUUAAUUUCCGAGGUUAGCGUGAAUGUAACUGCUGCUCUUUAUAUAUGCUGUUGGGAACGUAAUGGGAGGAGUUAGGGACGUAAAUGAGGCAUGGAAAGAAGGAGGAAUAAAUGAGGAAGUAGUGAGAGAAAGGAGGAAGAGGAGGAAGGAGAAAUAACGGAGGUAUGAGAGGAGAGAAGAGUGUGACUGUCUGAUUGAGAGGAGGUGCAUUUUUUACCUCCACUUUUAGACAUAUUUUUGGAGAGAAAGGAGAAAUGGAGAGAAAAAACAAAGAGAUGGAGAGAAAGAUAAUUCAUUUAGGUAUGUAUGGUAGGAAGGAGAAAGAGGAGGAAGGAGAGAGAAAAGAGGGAGAGAAGAGUGUGAAUGAGCAAAACCGUCUGACAGAGAAGAGGUGCAUUUUUUACCUCCAAUCUUAGACAUAUUUUUGGAGAGAAAAAACAAAGAGAUGGAGAGAAAGAUAAUUCAUUUAGGUAUGCAUGGUAGGAAAGGAGAAAGGAGGAAGAGAGGAAAAAAGGGAGGAAUCAUUUAUCCUAAGCGCGAAAGGUGAUGGGGAACUGAAGUAGAGUUUCCCAUGGUAUACCUAAACCAGGAAACUUCAUUUAUAUUAUUACUUUUCCUGCUGCCGGUGUUGUGUUGUGCCUUGAGACUGAUGCGGCCAGAGGCUAACUUUAUCUCUGGGGCCAUAUUUAUAAACAUUACAGUCCCCAAGCACACGUAUUUGACAAGGCUUUCAUGGGAGUUCGGGGCAUUUCCAGGGGUGCUUUUAUGGCCCUCAUGGUUGCUAUAGUUUGACUCUUCUGUACCGUGAACGAGAAAAAAACCCACUCAUCAAAGCCCGAUUAAUCUUCUUUUCAGGCUUUGGAAAUAUAGUUGACGUGACAGGUGGAACGUGCCUUGAAAUCAGCAAAAAUGUACUGCAGUGGGUGGGCGUUUCCUCUGGCUGUGGCGGCGCUCGUAGGAAAUGGUAAUUUCAAAGCCGUGGAGGGUCGAAGUAUGAAGCUCAGCCUUACGGUAAUGCAGCCAGACAAUAGCACGCAGGCAGAGGAGUUUGAAGUAGAUGAAAAGAGCUUCGCCAACGUGGGCCUCACCUACGACCAAGUGGUGGUAGGGUACGCGCGUGCUGAUGACCGAGGAAAUGUUCAAGAAAUUGUGGUUGGGGACAAACACAUACCUGUGCGCCUCCAAUACAAUAAAGCCUCACUUAACACCACUUCCUUCAGCUUCAUUACUGUCAACCAAACUAUGUGGACAGUCAGCCUCAAGAAUUUCACAAAUAUUACUGUUGAAGAUUUUGAAGAGGAUGAAACGCUGCGGCCUGUGGAGGUGAUGCUGGACUGGUCACUUCCCGAGGCAGGUGACCCCCAACCCAUGGCUAUGGUCCUUACAUCUGCUGCCCGUCAUAACAGUUCAAUGGUAUCAGUGCGACACAACAGAUCAAAUGAUGACUGGCAGCUGGUACCCCCAGAGGCAGUGCUAUCUCUGAGGGUGGUGAACCCAUACACUCAGCAGGCCACUCUCACCACCCACUUCACCACGGACUUAGUGGAUCUAGAGCUGGAAGAAACCCUCAGCAAGUUGACAGAGGAGCGGAUUGCAUUUCUGAUUGCAUAUCCAAGUUUCUCAAGUCCCUUUGGGGCUCCUGUCAGAGACUUCCUCUCACUGUUGGGAUCCUUUGCUGCCCAACACCUCAGGCCACGAGACAUGUGGGCCUGGGCUUGGCGUGUUGGGGGCUCAACGCUGGGUGAAGGCUUGGUCACAAACAUUAUGGGUGCUGCCAAUGGAAAAGUCCUGCCACCUUUGCACUUGGAGGUGACUUUGCCAGCUCCUAAAUGGAAAGAACCAAAGUUGUGCAGGCAGUGGCCAGAUAACUGGAACAAGAGACAACACUUUUGUGAACUUUAUGAUGGAUAUGGUGAUCUGUGUUCCUGCUCUGCACCUUUCAUUGCAUCCAUCCCAGCCAACAUAACUAAGCCUGAGAUGUGGCGGGAAGACUUGGGUGUGGUAAUCAUGGCCAGCAGUCGCCCACAUUAUCUUUACAGGUUACUGCGACAACUGAUGACUCAACCUGGCGUGACUUUGGAUCAGAUCAUGGUGUCAGUGGAUGGACCUGAGUACCUAGAAACUAUUAAGCUAGUUAACUUACUUGGUCUCAAAUACCAGAUUCACCAGCCUGAAGGUGAUUGGACCCCACGCAUAUCCAGGCACCUGAGGUUUGCUUUAUUCAGGGCGUUAAACCUUCUUAGUGUUGAUAAAUUCAUCAUCCUUGAGGAAGACCUUAUGCUCUCUCCUGACUUCAUCAUGUACAUGCAGCAGACAUCAGUGCUGCUUGAUGAGGACCAAUCCAUCUAUGCAGUUUCUGCCUUUUCCCAUUUCUCGUACAACCACGUUGCACAUGACCCAACUAGACUUACCCGUGUACACUCCUUUCCUGCAUAUGGAUGGAUGGUCAAGAGGGAUUUCCUGAGAGAGACAUUGCCCAAAUGGCCUCCAGUCUAUGUGGCUGUUGACUGGGAUUACUGGAUGGGCACAGACGUGGUGCGCCUGGGUCGGGAGGUGGUGAUUCCUGAGGUGCCACGCACAGCCCAUUUAGGUGUGGCAGGAGUACACUUUCAAGGUCCUGAUGCAAAGAAGGCUUUUCUGAAUAGAGCAUUCUCUCACUCUACUGAUAUUCAACUUAAUGUCACUAGGAUGAAGAAAGAUGAUUAUGAGGAAGAGAUGAAGGCACUCCUGUCAUCAGCCGUGCCUCUCAACAUCACCCACCUCUUCAGUUUUUCUUUCCCCAGGGAGGGAGGAGUCUUUGCAGUUUGCGUCCACAUGAGGAGUCUGUUUGACAAAUCUGCCUUUCGACUGGUUUCAAAGGCCCUUGGUUUGUGGAAUCGAGACAUUCGCGAGGGUCACUAUGCUCUAUGGAGGGUGCCUUACUAUCAUUCACUCAUUCUUAUCAUUGGUGUUCCCUAUUCCAAGUACAGUCACAACUACCUGCAGAGAGGGUGUCCUGUCCUAAGGGCAACCCCAAAGAUGGAAACAUUCCUGGAUUAUGACUUUGAAUCAAAGAGGGAAGAUGUGUAUCCACCUCAAGAUUUCCAUAGUAUUUUGGAAAUACCAUUAGACAGUGAAAAGAGUCAGACUACCCUUCAUGUUGGCAGUGAAGAAGACCAGUUUGCCCUUGACAUCAAUAAUGAGCAAAAUCAAGCAACCCUUAUCAGACAGGAGCAAAACCAUACUGAUUUUUACGUCCAGGAACAAAACCAAACUGCCCUCCCUGAUAUCAGUGAAGUAAACCAAACUGCCCUUCCUGUGAUCAGUGAAGUAAACCAAACUGCCCUUCCUGUGAUCAGUGAAGUAAACCAGACUGCCCUUCCUGUGAUCAGUGAAGUAAACCAAACUGCCCUUCCUGUGAUCAGUGAAGUAAACCAAACUGCCCUCCCUGGUAUCAGUGAAGUAAACCAAACUGCCCUUCCUGGUAUCAGUGAAGUAAACCAAACUGCCCUCCCUGGUAUCAGUGAAGUAAACCAAACUGCCCUUCCUGUGAUCAGUGAAGUAAACCAAACUGCCCUUCCUGGUAUCAGUGAAGUAAACCAGACUGACAUUCGUGUCAAGAAGAAGGAAAACCAGUCUUCAUUUUCUUUAAACAAUGAACAAACUCAAAACACCUUCAGCAUGAGCUAGGACACCGAUUCAAGCUGCUUUUCUAGGCAAUGAGGAUAACCAGACUUCUUUCUAUACCACCAUCAGGCAAAACUACUUUACCGUUGAGACCAAAAAUUCAAGUCUCGUUACUUAUUUAUAUAUGGAAUUAGAUCUGACUCACACUCACGUACACUAGCAACCUACCACAUGAAGACUUGAGGCAAAAUUACAUUCCACACACUGAUCCUUCAAUACAGCAGAAGGAAGGUGAGGGAAAGCAAACUCAUCUGUACGACACCUCUGGCUCAUCCCUCCCUGACAACAGAGGACCAAACCUAACCUAAUCUCCUUGCAGAGUACCAUGACUUCUCUGUUUCUGAUUGACAGUGAAUCUUUAAAUGCUGAGGAUGAUAUAUAUAUUUAUAGGACCUCUUAAUUUCCUCAAUACCAGUGCAAUAUCUGCCAAAACACUGCUAGAAAAAGUAGCUUAGGUAAUAUAGAAGACACAGAGAAUAGUCUUGAAAUAACUAGAAGGAGUACCACUGAACCUCAAGAAGCCUAGAUCCUUUGCUGUAAAAAAAUCGGCUUUAACAAAAAAUCUACACAUAUUUGUAAUAAGCCAUUGAAGAUUAAAAUGUCAUACGUACUUGAAG